AAUUUUACGUUGGCAAAGAAAACAUUCCUCUUGGGUGUUGUCCGGCUUGACGAUUGUGACAACGCUGAACGUAAUGAUCAAACAAUCUAAUUUGAUUCUUUGACUCAAGAAGUAUUUUAUUUUCCACGAUCAGAUCAAUUCAAAUAUGAAAUUAUGAUGAGCUGCUCAGUAUUACAUUAUUUUUUGUUGUUCUUCUGCAUCACCACAUACAUAAAAGCAGAUUCAGCAAGAUAUUACUACGACUACGAAUGUAACGAGCCUCUUGUAGAAGCUGCUAAACUUAGUGCUACUUCAAGUUUAAGGGAGAGAGGGCCGGAGAAUGCUAAGUUGUAUGGCUCAUCAGCAUGGACCGCGAUGGAGAGCUCGUACUACCAGCACCUGACGGUGAACUUGCACGCGCGUAAGGACCUCCGGGCGGUCGCCACUAGAGGGCGCUUCGCCACCGACGAGUAUGUCACGGAGUACAUGAUACAGUACUCCGACGAUGGGGAGAGUUGGCGGUCUUUGUCCAGAGCUGAUGGGUACACGCAGAUGUUUGAAGGCAACCACGAUGGGAAUACGGUGGUGAAGAAUGAGUUCGAAGUUCCGAUCAUUGCUCAGUACAUCCGCAUCAACCCGAUGAGAUGGCGGGACAAGAUAUCGAUGAGGGUCGAAGUGUACGGUUGCGAUUAUGUUGCCGAUACACUGUACUUCAACGGAUCGUCGUUAGUGAAGGUGGAUUUACUCCGGGACCCGAUAUCGGCGUCUCGCGAGGCGAUCCGGUUCCGGUUCAAAACGACUGUCGCGUCCGGAGCGUUGAUGUACUCGCGCGGGACACAAGGGGACUACAUCGCGCUACAGCUCCGGGACAAUCGUCUCGUCCUUAACAUUGACCUCGGAUCCGGCACGUUAACGUCGCUGUCGGUGGGCAGUCUGCUGGACGACAACAUCUGGCACGACGUGGUCAUAUCGCGGAAGAGACGAGACAUCGUGUUCUCAGUGGACCGCGUCGUGGUCCAGGGACAGAUCAAAGGGGAGUUCUCCAGGCUGAAUCUGAAUAGAGCUUUGUAUAUCGGAGGAGUCCCUAACUUCCAAGAGGGGAUGGUCGUGACGCAGAAUUUCACGGGAUGCGUCGAGAACAUGUAUCUGAACAACACUAAUGUUAUCCAAGAUCUCAAGCAAGGUUAUGAAACUGGUGAAGCGUUUAAGUUUCAGAAAGUGAAUACGUUGUACAGCUGCCCAGAGCCGCCCGUGGUGCCCAUCACGUUCCUCAAGGAGGGCUCGUACGCCAAGCUGCGCGGGUACUCCGGCGGAAACACUCUCAACGUCUCGCUGGAGUUCCGCACCUACGAGCACCACGGACUGCUCAUCUACCACAAGUUCAAGACAGACGGAUAUGUCAAGGUAUUCCUAGAGGAGGGUAAGGUGAAGGUGGAAUUAUUCACGAAAGGCUCGACGAAGGUGAAGCUGGACAACUACGCCGAGGAGUUCAACGACGGUCGCUGGCACUCGCUGAUGCUGACCAUGGCGCCCGACAGCCUCGUGUUGGCGGUGGACUUCCGGCCCCUCAAAACUACUAAGCUGCUCAAGUUUAUCACCGGAAGCACUUAUUAUAUCGCGGGUGGCAAGGCUCCUACGCGAGGAUUCGUUGGCUGCAUGCGUAAAAUCGCGAUGGACGGCAACUACCGGCUGCCGACCGACUGGAAGAAGGAGGAGUACUGCUGUCCCAACGAGCUAGUGUUCGACGCCUGCCACAUGAUUGACAGGUGCAACCCCAACCCGUGCGAGCACGGCGGCGUGUGCACGCAGAGCGCGGACGAGUUCACGUGCGACUGCGCCGACACCGGCUACGCGGGCGCCGUCUGCCACUCGCCCGUGCACCCGGUGUCGUGCGGCGCGUACGGGCGCGCGGGCGCGGGGGGGCGCGCCGUGCUGCUGGACGUGGACGGCUCGGGCCCGCUGCCGCCCUUCCCCGCCACCUGCCACUUCUACUCCGACCGCAUCGUGACGGCGGUGCACCACUCGUCGACGCAGAGCACGCAGAUCGACGGCUACCAGGAGGCGGGCAGCUUCCGCCAGGACAUCGUGUACGACGCGUCGCGCGCGCAGCUGGAGGCGCUGCUCAACCGCAGCCUCUCGUGCAGCCAGCGCCUCGAGUACUUCUGCAAGCACUCGCGCCUGCUCAACUCGCCCAGCACGGAGGCCGACUUCCACCCGUUCGCGUGGUGGGUGUCGCGCAGCGGGCAGCGCAUGGACUACUGGGCGGGCGCGCAGGCCGGCAGCCGCAUGUGCCAGUGCGGCGUGCUGGGCACGUGCGUGGACCCCACCAAGUGGUGCAACUGCGACGCCGAGCACGGCCCGCUCGCCCGCGACGAGUUCCAAGUGGACGGGGGCGACAUAACGGACAAGGAGUUCUUGCCGGUGAAGCAGCUGCGGUUCGGCGAUACGGGCAGCCAUCUCGACGAGAAGGAGGGCCGGUACACGCUCGGGCCGCUGCUCUGCGAGGGCGACGAUCUCUUCAGCAACGCGAUAACAUUCCGCAUAUCCGACUCUGUGAUCUUGUUACCAACAUUCGACCUCGGGCACAGUGGUGAUAUUUACUUCGAGUUCCGCACUACACAAGAAAAUGCUGUUCUUUUACAUUCUAAGGGUCCACAAGAUUACAUCAAGCUCUCGAUCAUCGGCGGCGAUCAGCUGCAAUUCCAGUUCCAGGUCGGAGAUACUCCGCUGGGAGUCUCCGUGGACACCAGCAAACGUCUCUCCGAUAACAACUGGCACUCGGUCUCCAUCGAAAGGAAUAGGAAGGAGGCGCGCGUGGUGGUGGACGGCGCGCUGAAGAACGAGAUCCGCACGGCCAAGGAGCCCGUGCGCGCGCUGCAGCUCAGCACGGCGCUGGCGCUGGGCGCCGCGCUCGACCGCAAGGACGGCUUCGUGGGCUGCGUGCGCGCGCUGCUGCUCAACGGCCGCGCCGUCGACCUGCGCCGCCACGCCCGCCGCGGCGUGUACGGCGUGUCGGUGGGCUGCGUGGGCAAGUGCGAGUCGUCGCCGUGCCUCAACAACGGCACGUGUCUGGAGCGCUACGACUCGUACUCGUGCGACUGUCGCUGGACCGCCUUCAAGGGACCCAUAUGUGCCGACGAAAUUGGUGUCAACCUCCGUCCAAAUUCUAUGGUGAAGUACGACUUCCUUGGCUCUUGGAGAUCCACCAUUAAUGAGAAAAUCCGCGUUGGUUUUACGACCACAAACCCUAAGGGUUUCCUGCUGGGAUUCUAUUCUAACAUCUCCGGGGAGUACCUAACUCUCAUGGUAUCUAACUCUGGUCACCUUCGGGUCGUCUUCGAUUUCGGUUUCGAGAGACAGGAGAUAAUUUUCCAAGGAAAGCAUUUCGGCCUCGGACAGUACCACGACGUGCGACUCUCGCGCAAGGAUAGCGGAGCCACUAUGGUGUUGCAGGUGGACAACUACGAGACGCAGGAGUACCACUUCAACAUCCGCGAGUCGGCCGACGCGCAGUUUAACAACAUCCAGUACAUGUACAUGGGCCGCAACGAGACCAUGAGCGAGGGCUUCGUGGGCUGCGUGAGUCGCGUGGAGUUCGACGACAUCUACCCGCUCAAGCUGCUGUUCCAGCAGGACCCGCCGCCCAACGUGCGCACCAUCGGAGGUGUGUUGCACGAGGACUUCUGUGGAGUGGAGCCCGUGACGCACCCGCCCGAACGUGCGGAGACACGCCCGCCUCCCCCCGCAGACCUCGCCUCCGAUCUCGACUACCACCGCACCGACGAGGCCAUACUCGGCACGGUACUCGCGUUUAUUUUCCUGUUGCUGAUCGUAGUGGCGAUAGUGCUCGUGCGAGCUCUCUCCCGACACAAGGGAGAAUAUCUCACACAGGAGGAGCGCGGCGCGGACGGCGCGGCGGACCCCGACGCGGCCGCGCUGGCCGCCGCCACGGGCCCGCGCGUCACCAAGCGCCGUGAGUUCUUCAUCUAGCGCGCCCCCGCGCCCCGCGCGCCGCACGCCCCGCCCCGCCCCGCCCGCCGCCCGCAGCUGCCCGCGCGCGUGUUUAUAUUCCUUAUUCGAUAUAUGACAGCGACGUAAGUCGCACACUAUACAGUUCCUUCGCACGACUCCACUUAAAUUGAAGCUCGGAUGUUUAUGAAAUUAUUUUGUCUUUUACCGGGUGGACUACUCGUAUGAAUUGGAUUCUAUUAUGAGUUCGAUGACUUACUUUUGGCAUGAACACCGCGUUCGCAAGAUAACAUAAUUAAAUAUAUUAGCAUCUGGUUUAUUGCCUUCGCCUAUAUCUAUUUAAGAUUCAUUCGUAUGAUAAUUGAUACACAGCUGAAUGUCAAUGAAUAUAUAUGUAUCAUACUUUAAAUUGUAAUACAUUAAGUAAAAAAUCCACACACUUUUAUACUUAAUUUACACUUACUAAUCGCUACUAAGACAAUCUUUUAAGACAAACUUAUGUAUAAUAAAAAAAUAAUAGGUUUAUUGUAUUCUUCAAUCGAAUAUAGCUCUUAAAGUCUCUCCCGAAAGGUGCCAUUUGGCUACUUUUAUAAAUCUUUUAUGAAUCUCAUCUUAUUAUUCGAUAUUCUCUCGCUAUUAUUAACUUUAAAUCUUUGCAAUAUAAUUCACUUUCAUUUGACCGAACUGAAAUUGACAAGUUAGGUAUAAGUGAACUACACGCACUUCUAAAGCACAUUAAGAUUGGCGUUAAAAUUAUAUAUUUAUUUUUUAGUGCGGAUUUCCAUAUAUUUUAUUUCGAAAUAUAUAUUUAUAAAAUAUAAAUAUUAUACUUUAACAUUAAUUUUAUUUUCUCGAUUACAAUGUAUUUUUAAUAUAAAGAUUUUUCAGUAAAGUAUUCCAUUGACUGAUUUUAAUGUACUUUUUAUUUAACUCGGAUUAUUUUUUAAUUCAUAUAUCCUUGUGUACAAAAGCUUAACAUCGCGUAUAAGUAUAUAAAGGAUUCGCCUUAUAUUUACGUUUUACGCGUAUUAUAUAUUUAUAUAAAACGAUACGAUACGCAAUGUCAAUUGCGUAUAUACUAAGCUUGAGAAACGUUUUUGCAAUAAGGAUUUAAUAAAAGUUACAAAAUAAUGACUUUUGGAGAUAAUUGCUUUGUAUUGUACCAACAUUAAUAUAUACAUACAUUAUUAUAAAUUAAGAUUCGUUAAUAAUAACAUCUAGAUCGCUAGAUUUAAAAGCAAAAAGUGAGUUGAUUUUGACGUCUCUGUGUUUAUAGUCUGUGUAAGUAUUAAUGAUACAAAUGUCAUGUUAUAUAAUAAUGCUGAUUUUACUGCACUUACUCUCUUAAGUUAUUUUAAUAGAUAUGUUUGACCCCACACACAUACACACAUAAACAAAUAGCAAAACUAUAAAAUUAGUAAAGGCAUUAUGUUAAAUCUUAGGCCUCGAAGCAUGAAAGUUUCUUCACUGUCGUCCUUUACACGUAUGAGGUGAAAAAAAAAUAUAGCACAUUGAAAUUCAGUUAUGUGGAGCUUAGCCAUCUCAGUUGAUAUUCGUUCCUUUUUUUAAUUUCACUAAAAAGAGAUAGCAUUACCUAUGGAAGGUUAAGAGAUACCGUAUAGUAGAAUCAACAAUGUCAUAUAAAAUAUGCUACACUCGACACCCUGACGACUGCAUAUCACGGAUUUCCAUGUAAAUCAUAGAAUGAUUGAAAUACCUUCACUUUGAUUUGUAAAAUAUGAAAUAUUUUUUUAUAAAGAAUUGUCAUCCAAUUGAAAUGAAAUACAAAUUAGUUGUAAGUUGUAGUUUAAGCUUCAUUAUAGCAGAAUCUCUUUUUGUCCUGUUUUUUUUUCUUUAAUUUGAGCUUUUUGUUUUCCGUCCAAAUGUGUAUUUUUUUUAUGUAUAUUUGACUUUGUUCAUUCGAUAUGAUAGUUUGUAUUUGAUUCUCGAUUUAGAUGUUAGUUAAGUAGGAAUUUAUUUAAUGAUGUAACUAACUGUGGCACUGUAAGGUUUACAUAAAAAAUAUAUUUUUAAUUUUCUGAUUGGACUUAAGAUUUUUUUAAGGAUUAUUCUUUUGAAUAUGUAAUUGUCUUAUUUGUUCUAUAUUUAUGAUCUCAUAUAGCGCUCAUGUGUUGAAAAAAAAAAAACGAUCUAACUUAUAAACAUUGUUGUUUAGAUGAAUACCGAAUUCUCUCUUUUUGUCGUAAUCGAUUUGUCAUUAGUAAGAAGAGUACAAAACAUUGCUUUCAAAAUUUAUAGGUAAAGCCUUUUUUAUUAAUUAUAUAACAUUUCUUGUCUUUAGUUAACCAAAUAAAUAUUUUCAUACAAAUAUGGCGAAAUAAUUCGUAUGGUUAUGCUUAUAAUAUCAUAAAGAUUCAAGUGCCACAGAGUAUACACGUACUUGCUGAAUAAAAUAUAUCGUUUAUAAACAUCACAUAAAAACUAUUUAAGUUUAUUAUUUUAAUUAUAUGGGUAUAUUUUAUUUAGCGACGUACGUGUCGGUACAGUUAGGUCACGUGCCUUAUAUCGACGGCACGGAACACGUAGUGCGUUGAGAGUAGAGUUUUUUAUUUUACUACAACUGAGAUCACGAAAUAAAUUUUUCAAAAUAAA
Molecule: messenger RNA, 6561 nt
Organism: Vanessa tameamea
Lineage: Eukaryota; Metazoa; Arthropoda; Insecta; Lepidoptera; Nymphalidae
Gene: Nrx-IV
Product: neurexin-4
Exons: 25
Coding region: 154-3969 (1271 amino acids)
Source: RefSeq, a predicted model, not a curated record